AUGGCCAUGGCCGAUUUUCGCUAUCCGACCUCGCCCCCGCAGAACUUAAAAUCGGCUGGUUCUGGCUCGGCUUCGCAGACCGAUAUGAAUGCCAUCGACAGCGACAGGAGCAUUGCCAUGGAGCCGUCCGCCUCCUCUUCGUCCAUAUCCUCUUCCGCUUCCUCGCUUCUCACGGCAUCGUCCACCACAUCCUUCCAGACCUCGCCCUACCUACCGGUCACACCGAAACACACAUUCCAUUCUUUUGAUCCUGCGUACAGCCCAGUUGUCCACUCCGACAUGGACGCCUGCGCAGCCAGGGAUCGCAACCCUGCCGGUCCGUCGAUGACCACGAAGACUCUUGGCGUCAGCAACUUGAUCUCGCCCCCAGAGGCCGAACAUUUGGACAGCUUUGAUGUCCACAGCAACGUCCUAGACAGCAAGGCCAAAAACCCCCACCCGGAAUUGUACUCACCUCCCAUCACGCCCCAUGUUCAAAAGAUCGAUACUGUUGUACAGGGCAACCAGGACCCUAUCCUCUUCCCGGCCGCAAGCGACACGGCGACCUCUGCCUUGCAGUCUCGCCCCCUCUUCUCAGACAAAGAAGACGGACAUCGCAAUGUCCCCAGAGACAACAACCUCGCACUUUUCGAGCUCGUCCCUGCCCCGCCUCACAGCUCUGAGAUGCCUGCGCUCUUCAUGGUGUCCAAUGUCAUGAGCCAUUUCCAGGCGGACCCGCGCAGUUGGCUCAAGGUGCAGAGGGAGCAGCUGAAGAAAGACGACCAGCUCCGACGUGCGGCCAUGCGCUCCCUGUCCCGCACCCCCGCCGCAUCGAAGCCAGCGACGUCUUCGUCGGUGCGCCGGACUUUCGCUUCCCGUGUUCCACGGGCUCGCCCAGCAUCGCAGCCGUCCCACACCGCAUAUUCCCAGCGCGAGGAGAUGGCGCUUCUCCAACCGGUCCAGAGCAUCGACCAUCGCGUUGCAAAACGGACCAUCCGCACCGCUACCAUGCCGCAUGGGAAUCCCCCAACACACAUUGCCCCCCUGCUCAAUGGGACGCCGCGUCCUGCAUCGAGCGGCGGCGGCCAGGGCGGGAAGCGUGUGCCCGGCGCCUCCCCGGAGCCACGAAUCCGGACGUCGGCGCCAAAUCGCGAGGACAAGGACUUCAUGGCGCUCGAGGACUACUGCCCCCCGCUGUCCACGCUUCCCGAGCGGACAAACAAUCUCAAAGUCGACUGGAAGGGCACCCCGCUCGAUCUGUCGCGCGACCCCCUCGUGCACCUGCUGCACCGGGACGAGGUCGGCCUUGCCGCGAGCCUCCGCCUGGACUGUGCCACCUAUCUCACGAGCAAGCGCCGCAUCUUCAUACGGCGUCUGGAGUGUGCGCGCACGCCCAAGGAGUUUCGCAAGACCGAUGCCCAGCAGGCCUGCAAAAUCGACGUGAACAAGGCCUCCAAGCUCUGGACGGCCUACGAAAAAGUAGGCUGGCUAAAGCUGGAGCACAUUGCCCGUUUCAUCUAG
Messenger RNA from Sporothrix brasiliensis 5110, 1500 nucleotides. RefSeq names its product swirm domain containing protein. Lineage: Eukaryota; Fungi; Ascomycota; Sordariomycetes; Ophiostomatales; Ophiostomataceae. The record is from RefSeq and is a predicted model, not a curated record. The transcript has a single exon. Bases 1 to 1500 code for a protein of 499 amino acids. Gene Ontology annotation, molecular function: protein binding.